This is a messenger RNA of Petromyzon marinus (sea lamprey), 1390 nucleotides long. The record is from RefSeq and is a predicted model, not a curated record. Lineage: Eukaryota; Metazoa; Chordata; Hyperoartia; Petromyzontiformes; Petromyzontidae.
GGUGGUUGUUGAUGUGGUGGUGUUGGUUGUUGUUGUGGUGGUGCAGAUGGAGACCUCAUCACUGUGUUUGACAGCUCCGACCUCUCCUUCGCCAUCCAGUGCAGCCGCAUCCUCAAACUCACCCUGUUUGUAAACGGCUGUCCCCGCCCUCUGGACACGGAGGUGGUCCGUGACCUCCGCCGGCAGCUGUCGGAGCUCCGCGAUCGCGUCUCCUCCGUCAUGGACACCCUCGACUCCUCCACCUCCUCCACCUCCUCCACCUCCUCCACCUCCGCUCCACGCGGGCCCGGCCAGGAUCCCUCGGCAUGCCCCAGUCCUGCCGGUGGCCACAGGCCCCAACAGCAGCAGCAGCAGCAGCAGCUGCAGGCCCCAUCCACUGCUGCAGCUGCCGCUGAGUGGAUGGGGCCUAACGCAGGCUUAGCCAGGCAGCAGCAGCAGGAAGUGAUGGCCGGUGGUGGCGGUGGUGGCGGUGGUGGCGGUGGUGGUGGUGGCGGUGGUGGUGGUGGUGGCGGUGGUGGUGGUGGUGGUGGAGCGGUGUCGGCGUUUGAUCCGUUGCAACCAGAGGGAGCCAAGCGAGUGCUGUCGGCGUUUGGACUCACGGCAGAGGACGGUGGAGGAGAGGAGAGAGGCAGUGGCUCUCCCGACAGCAUCAACUCCUCCUCAUCCUCGCAACAACAUCCGGGAUUUCCACAACAACCACAACCACAACAACAACAACCACCACAACAACAACAACCACCACAAGCUGGCCAGCCCUAUCCGUAUCCUCCAUGGGAUUGCAAAUAUCCAGCCCCAGGCCCUCAAAGCUUCCAGGUCUUCCCACCGCAACAACAACAACAACCACCACAACAACAACCACAACCACAACAACAACAACCACCAGGACACCCAGCACCCGGCAGUUACCCGGGGCAACAGGCCCCGCCCCCCGGCGGCUACCCGGGCCAACAGGCCCCUCCCCCCGGCGGUUACCCGGGGCAACAGGCCCCGCCCCCCGGCGGUUACCCGGGGCAACAGGCCCCGCCCCCCGGCGGUUACCCGGGGCAACAGGCCCCUCCCCCCGGCGGUUACCCGGGGCAACAGGCCCCUCCCCCCGGCGGUUACCCGGGGCAACAGGCCCACCCAACUCAGUUCGGAGGAGGGGGCGCUCCGUACCCCCCCGCGUCCGCCACGGGGGGCGGGGGCGGGGGGGGCCCCCACCCUCAGGGGGGCGGGGGGGGCCCCCACGCUCAGGGGGGCGGGGGGGGCCCCCACCCUCAGGGGGGGGGCUCCGGGACCCCCCCGCUGGUGGUGGGCCAGGGUAACCCCUACUCACGGGCAAGACCCCCGUUCACAGGGUACACUCAGCCUGGGCCUGGCUACCGGUGAGCGGGGGGGGGGGGAGAGAGUG